AUGACGUCAUCAGUGACAAGAAUAUUGAUUGUUGGCGCUGGUUUGACUGGUGCCGUGACUGCGUCCAUUUUACGACGAGAAUUGAGAGAACAAGUAAAAAUUGUAGUCUUGGAUAAAAGCAGAGAAGCAGGAGGUCGCAUGAGUACGAGUCGAUGUCCUGAAGAUGUCAGAUGUACAGCUGAUCUAGGAGCUCAAUAUAUAACACAGACAUCUAUAUAUGCCAAACAACAUGCAAGUUUUUAUGAGGAGCUUCUCUCUAAUCACAUCAUAGAACCUUUUGUUGGUAUGAUUGAGGGAGAGAAACCAAGUGAAGAUGACAAAAGAAACUAUAUUACGCCUGAUGGAAGCAAUACUGUUGUGAAAUACUUUUUAAAUCAAGCUGAUGGGCAAGUCACUUAUAACAAGACUGUUUGUAAAGUUGAUGUUCAGGAAGAGAAUGGAAAAUCCUGUCUCCAUGCAACGACGGAAAACGAAAAUGAAAAGAUGGGUUUAUUUGAUAUUGUUGUAAUAACCGUGCCUGUACCACAAGCCAUAAAGAUAGGGGGUAUUGUUCAACAAGGCUUAGGUGAGUCAUAGUUGAAGUCACUGCUUGACAGUGUUGUGUAUUCAUCUCGCUAUGCCUUGGGACUCUACUUCAAACCUGGUUCUAAUAUUGAUGUACCAUGGUGUGGUAAAUAUGAAUACAAGGAUCCAUGUAUACGCUGGAUGGCUGUAGAUGCAAAGAAGAGAGGAAAAGAGAAUUCUGAUGUUGGAUCAUCUCUUGUUGUACACACCAGUGCACCGUUUGGUAUUCAGCAUUUAGAAACCGAUAAAGACCAAGUACAAGUCAUUGUAAUCGACCAUUUAAAAAAACUGCUUCUAAAUUUACCUCAGCCAAUCAGCAUUAAGUGUCAACGAUGGCGGUAUUCGCAGGUGUUCAAGUGUGUGCCGGACAGCCCAGGUACUCUCGUCGUCAAGGAGACUCCAUCCUAUAUGGUGUUGCUUGGUGGUGAUGCAUUCACACAUUCUAACUUUGAUGGAUGCAUCAGUUCAGCUACCGCCAUCGCAAAUAAAAUUAUCACUUUUCUGAAAGCUAAUAAAGUGUGAAUCAUGAGACUGUGAGGGCGCACUUCAAGCAAAUGAUUAUGUUGGUUUCCACUCUAAGCCUCAUGGCACACAAAGCCGCAGAAGCUCAGUAACUGGUAAUGGUACCAGCAUUCUGAUUGGCCAAUGAUAUUCUUGUUUUUUGUUCUAUUUUUGUUGGUUGUCUGACAUCAGCACUUAUGCUCGUGGUCGUUCUAUAUAUUGAG
Molecule: messenger RNA, 1289 nt
Organism: Saccoglossus kowalevskii
Lineage: Eukaryota; Metazoa; Hemichordata; Enteropneusta; Harrimaniidae
Product: renalase-like
Cellular component (GO): extracellular region
Molecular function (GO): oxidoreductase activity, acting on NAD(P)H
Source: RefSeq, a predicted model, not a curated record